Messenger RNA from Notodromas monacha, 1121 nucleotides. The record is from the annotation of a GenBank genome assembly. Lineage: Eukaryota; Metazoa; Arthropoda; Ostracoda; Podocopida; Cyprididae.
CUGUUUCUGUGCAAUUUCCAGUUGUGUUUUGUGCUUAAAACCAUGGAUUCGGAUGCUCCCGUGUUGGCUCCUGAUCACAAGAAGGGGGAUAAUGCUCCAUGGAUUGAGAAGUACCGGCCGCAAAAAUUCCAUGAGAUUGUGGGCAACGAAGCAACUGUUAGUCGCCUGGAGGUGUUUGCAAAAAAUGGAAACAUGCCUAAUAUCAUUCUUGCUGGUCCACCGGGAGUUGGUAAGACCACCACGAUCUUGUGCCUCGCCAGACACCUGUUGGGGCCGAGUUUCAAAGAAGCUGUCUUAGAACUGAACGCGUCCAACGAUCGAGGCAUUGACGUCGUCAGGACCAAGAUUAAAAUGUUUGCCCAGCAAAAGGUUUCUUUGCCUAAGAAUCGCCACAAGAUCAUCAUUCUUGACGAAGCUGACAGCAUGACAGAAGGUGCUCAGCAAGCGUUGAGGAGAACCAUGGAGGUCUACAGCAAAACCACGCGAUUCGCUUUGGCCUGCAACACCAGUGAGAAAAUCAUAGAGCCUAUUCAGUCUCGUUGCGCAGUCAUCAGGUACUUCAAGCUGUCUGACGCUCAGUUGCUCUCGAAAAUCCUCGACGUUUGCGAACACGAGAAGGUUAGCUACACGAAUGACGGGAUGGAGGCCAUCAUUUUCACUGCUCAGGGAGAUAUGAGACAAGCCCUGAACAACCUGCAGUCCACUUUCCACGGGUUUGGGCACGUGAAUGCCGAGAAUGUCUUCAAAAUAUGCGACGAACCGCAUCCGAAAUUGGUCCGUGAUAUGCUCAAAAGCUGCGUUGACGGAGAUAUCGACGCAGCGUACAAGGUGAUGAAUGGCCUGUGGAAGAUGGGAUACGCACCGGAAGACAUAAUAUCCAACGUUUUCCGUGUGUGUAAGACUGCGGAGAUGCCGGAAAUGCUCAAGCUGGAUUUCAUCAAGGAAAUCAGCGUGACUCAGCUACGGAUUGUGAAAGGCGUCCAGUCCUUGUUGCAGUUGUCGGCACUUCUGGCCAGGCUGUGCCAGAUAAGUUCUACCUGAAAAGAAAUGAAUCAAAUGAAUUUUCACGUUUUUAAAAUGGCUCCGUUUUUUCGAAAUAAAAAUGAAUCUGCUUCUCAUGA